AUGCCACUUUUGGCGGUGCAGGUUGUUCUCAACAAGUCAGAUAUACCGACAGGUCUCGUCAUGAUCAUAUGCUCGAAGGCGGGGCAGAACCUCUUCACGGAUGGCCUUCUGCAGAACCUCAGCAAGGUGCGGGGAAUAGAUAGUGCAGCCAUGGUGGCGGCCGGUGCGAGCGGUUUCAGAGCGGUCGUUCCUCCUGAGCUGAUGAAUGCCGUCGUGGGUGCAUUUAAUGCAGCACUGAAGAAUGUUUUCUGGGUGGCGCUUGCCACUCCAGCCCUUGCAUGGAUCACGAGCUGGGCAAUGGAGUGGAAGCAACUGCCUGGCACGAGAAAGGAGAAGGUGAAUCAAGUGCUAGCCGAGGAAACCAAGGGGGUUGAGGUCGGGACAGAACUAGCUUGA
Penicillium manginii is the source of this 396-nucleotide messenger RNA. RefSeq lists its product as uncharacterized. The transcript has 2 exons. Bases 1 to 396 code for a protein of 131 amino acids. Lineage: Eukaryota; Fungi; Ascomycota; Eurotiomycetes; Eurotiales; Aspergillaceae. The record is from RefSeq and is a predicted model, not a curated record.